Messenger RNA from Mytilus trossulus (common blue mussel), 3223 nucleotides. RefSeq lists its product as uncharacterized. The transcript is spliced from 2 exons. Lineage: Eukaryota; Metazoa; Mollusca; Bivalvia; Mytilida; Mytilidae. Bases 133 to 1173 code for a protein of 346 amino acids. The record is from RefSeq and is a predicted model, not a curated record.
AAUUUAAUAAAUUGAGAGUAUCGUCUGCUAAACUAGAGUUAACUUUUCUUUAAUUUUGACGGACUUAAGCGUCUUUUGUUAACUUACAUUUUUCAUAAGCGGUUUUCCCGCUUUUAUUUGGUAUAAAAUUGCAUGCUUUUCGUGAUUUGUUCAUUGCGUGAUUUGAACUCUGAAGGAACACAAAAAAGGACAGUUAUAACAAUGCCAAGAGGUAGAGGUAGACGUCGCCGACAGGACCAGGUUAGAGGUCCGGAGCUUCGGGUUAGGAGGGCUCCCAGGGAAGUACAACAGCCACAACCAGUUGAGAGAAAUGUGGGAAGGCGUCCGCCAGCUGAUGUAGAGCAAGAAGCACAUAUAGAAAGAAGACUGCGGGUUGAUGAACCCGAAUUAGUUGCCAUGCGACCUGUUGACAUUCGAGUGAAUGAGCCGCAAUUAGCUGCAUUAGGUGAGGUAAAUGAAGUUUAUGAUGAACCUCUACUGUUACCUGGCUUUAAUGAAGUUGACAUAUUUAUAAGCCAAAAACUUAAGGACAAAAUUUGGAAUUUUGAAUACAUUGAUUUGUCUCUUAUGCACCGUAAGAAUUUUAACAGCCAAACAAAUAAUGAAAACACAAUUGGCAUCAAUGAGGGUAUGCUAGUUAUUCAAAACAAAGUUAAAAAAACCCAUACUGUUAGUUCUGUUGAAGAUUGGACUGAUUCAUUUAUUGCCUAUGCCCAGGUCUUUAUCGAAAGGUAUCCUGGAAAGGCAAGUGAACUUUUUUCGUAUAUGUCCAUAAUAAGGGGUGCAGCAGCUGAUCAUUCUUUUGAAAAAUGCUAUUCUUAUGACCAACAAUUCCGUUUAAGGGUAUCAAGGGAUCAUACAAAGAAAUGGUCAUCCAUAGAUGGUUUUUUGUGGUUACGUAUUUUAACUGCCAGUACUCCAAAACAACAACACGCUGAUGUUAGUAAUAAAUGCUACGAUUUUAAUUUUAAAGGUUUUUGCAAUAAACGCAAUUGCCAAUACAGACAUGCAUGUCUCAAAUGUGGUUUAGAUCACUCUUCCUUGAGAUGUCGUCGAUUUAUGGAUAAUGAAAUUGAUACUGAUCCAUCUAGGUAUAAUAGGAAUGACAUUGCACCUUUCCUAAACAACUCUGCUAAUAGACAAAACCCAAAAGGAAGUUUUAACAAAAGAUAAUUUACAUUAUGUAAAUGAACUCUUUUCUAAUGCUGAUUUACAUUUGUAUGCUGACAGUACAGGUGUUUUUUUUUUUCUUGGGUUGUGCAGUUUAUUUAAAUGGGUCAUGAUCAUUUUCAAAAUAGCCAUAUAAUUGGGACAAAGUUUUAUUAGUUGACAUCACUUAUUUAAAAAUAAUACCUAUGCUUUAGUCAUCUUUUUAUGCAUUUAUAUGAAUUUCUUUGUGGUAACUUGGCUAUUGUUGCAUUUGAAAUAUAAAAAUUAUAAGCUUCAAACAGCAUGUAACUUCGUAUGUGCUGCAUUUUUACGUGCGAGUGAACUUGCCACUCCAUCACAUGUUGAACAUAGGCGAGAUAUAUAUAUUGAUCAUGUAAAGUCAGCUUUUUAUUACUAUAGUUUUUUCUGAACUGAUAAAAAAGGGAGAUCCAUUACUUUAAAAGUUUGUUGAUAAAAAUAAACAAAUGAGAUUUGUCCUCAACAUUUACGUAAUUUGAUAACUUUUUUGCAAAUAAGACCUGGAAAUAAUGGUCCGCUUUUAUACCAUAUUAAUGGAAAAUCCUUUAUAAGAGUUCAGUUUCAAAUUGGUUUGAACAUAGGACUCCGGUCAAGUGAAUAAAUGUUGAGUUGUACACGUUGCUUAUAUUUGUAUUGUUGUAUAGUAUGGUUGUUAUACUACCUUGAACUGUUGUAUAGUAUGGUUGAUAUACUACGUUGAACUGUUGUAUAGUAUGGUUGAUAUACUACGUUGAACUGUUGUAUAGUAUGGUUGAUAUAUUACGUUGAACUGUUGUAUAGUAUGGUUGAUAUACUACGUUGAACUGUUGUAUAGUAUGGUUGAUAUACUACGUUGAACUGUUGUAUAGUAUGGUUGAUAUACUACGUUGAACUGUUGUAUAGUAUGGUUGAUAUAAUACGUUGAACUGUUGUAUAGUAUGGUUGAUAUAAUACGUUGAACUGUGGUAUAGUAUAGUUCAUAAACAUGUACUACGUUGAACUGUUGUAAGUAUGGUUGAUCUACUACGUUCAAUUGAUAUGAUUGAAUUUAAAAACCUAUGUAAUUUCAGAAUUUGUUUAAGUGUGAAUUUUUUGUCAUGGAUUGAUAAAUUUUGUUUGGCGAUGCUCACAAACGGAGUUUGCUAGCAUUUGGCUGAAUUUAUCACAGUUGGCGUCUGGUAGCCCAGUUGCCAUUUGGAGAAAACAUAUGAUGGUUGCCCUUCAAUGUUUUUAUCUUGGACAUUAAUGAGAAAUUGUCGAUGAAUGCAAAUUCGUUGGCCGGUUGAUACAUAGUUGAACUGUCCUAAUAAAUCCAUGACAAAAAAUUGCCAAAAUUCAAACUUACUAUUUGUUGUUUUUUAUUAUGAUCAUAUAUUAGUUUGUCUUACAAUUUGUUCACAUUUGUAUAACGAAGGUAAUCUGGAGUCGUUGGAAAUAUUACGAGGGAUUUCAACGAAUUUGGGUUAUCUUUUAUCUGGUAUAUCGUAUUCCUUAAUUGACUUCUGUUGGUUUCUUUCGAAUAUUUAAUAAUAAGAUUUAAUCAUUCAGCAUUAAAUCAAUUUAAUAAAUUGAGAGUAUCGUCUGCUAAACUAGAGUUAACUUUUCUUUAAUUUUGACGGACUUAAGCGUCUUUUGUUAACUUACAUUUUUCAUAAGCGGUUUUCCCGCUUUUAUUUGGUAUAAAAUUGCAUGCUUUUCGUGAUUUGUUCAUUGCGUGAUUUGAACUCUGAAGGAACACAAAAACCCACCCUAUCCCUCCCUUUAGAAUAUUUUUUCUGCUGUUUGUUGUAUAUUUUCAGAUAUUGCCAAAAGAAGCGUCAUGGAUUGGACAGAAUGUUUACUGAAUACAUAGUUUUACUGAAGGGCUGAAUUUAUCACAGUUGGCGUCUGGUAGCCCAGUUGCCAUUUGGAGAAAACAUAUGAUGGUUGCCCUUCAAUGUUUUUAUCUUGGACAUUAAUGAGAAAUUGUCGAUGAAUGCAAAUUCGUUGGCCGGUUGAUACAUAGUUGAACUGUCCUAAUAAAUCCAUGACAAAAAAUUGCCAAAAUUCAAACUUA